Molecule: messenger RNA, 2979 nt
Organism: Sciurus carolinensis (gray squirrel)
Lineage: Eukaryota; Metazoa; Chordata; Mammalia; Rodentia; Sciuridae
Gene: Ncf2
Product: neutrophil cytosolic factor 2
Exons: 15
Coding region: 188-1765 (525 amino acids)
Biological process (GO): respiratory burst; phagocytosis; superoxide anion generation
Cellular component (GO): NADPH oxidase complex
Molecular function (GO): protein binding; superoxide-generating NADPH oxidase activator activity
Source: RefSeq, a predicted model, not a curated record
CAGUUGCUGACAGGUGGGGACAUUUCCUGACACAGUUGCAACACUAAGAAGUGUCCUAAGACACUGAGAAGAUCAGACCCCGUUCUGCAGGCCAGGCCAGGCCGCCGGGGCAGCCGGGGUGGGGGAGACACCCUGCCGUCCUCGCUGUCUCCAGGCGCCCUCUUGGCCUCCUGGUCUCCACCUCACCAUGUCCCUGGCUGAGGCCAUCAGCCUCUGGAAUGACGGGGUGCUGGCCGCAGACAAGAAGGACUGGAAGGGAGCCCUGGACGCCUUCAGUGCCGUCCAGGACCCCCACUCGCGGAUUUGCUUCAACAUGGGCUGCAUGCACACCAUCCUGGGAAACAUGCCCGAGGCGGAGAAGGCCUUUACCAAAAGCAUCAACCGAGACAAGCAUCUGGCGGUGGCCUACUUCCAACGAGGGAUGCUCCACUACAGGACAGAGAAGUACGACUUAGCUAUUAAAGACCUUAAAGAGGCCUUGACUCAGCUUCGAGGGAACCAGCUGAUAGACUACAAGAUCCUGGGCUUGCAGUUCAAGCUCUUCGCCUGUGAGGUGCUGUACAAUAUCGCUCUCAUGUACGCCAAGAAGGAGGAAUGGAGGAAGGCCGAAGAGCAACUGACACUGGCCACCAACAUGAAGUCUGAGCCCAGGCACUCCAAAAUCGACAAGGCCAUGGAAAGCGUCUGGAAACAGAAGCUGUACGAGCCCGUCGUGAUCCCCGUGGGAAGGUUGUUCCGACCAAAUGAGAGACAAGUGGCUCAGCUGGACAAGAAGGACUACCUGGGCAAGGCCACGGUGGUGGCCUCCGUGGUGGAUCAGGACAGUUUCUCGGGGUUUGCCCCUCUGCAGCCACAGGCAGCUGAGCCUCCACCCAGACCCAAAACCCCAGAGAUCUUCAGGGCCCUGGAAGGGGAAGCUCACCGGGUGCUGUUUGGGUUCGUGCCUGAGACACCAGAGGAGCUCCAGGUCAUGCCCGGGAACAUCGUCUUCGUCUUGAAGAAGGGCAAUGAUAACUGGGCCACGGUCAUGUUCAAUGGGCAGAAGGGGCUUGUUCCCUGCAACUACCUGGAGCCCGUCGAGCUGCGAAUCCACCCUCAGCAGCAGCCCCAGGAGGAAACCUCCCCAGAGUCCGAUAUCCCACCUCCUCCCAGGUCCAGUGCCCCAGGGAGACCCCAGCUGUCACCAGGUCAGAAACAGAAAGAAGAGCCCAAGGAGGUGAAGCUCAGCGUCCCCACGCUGUACACACUCAAGGUGCACUACAAGUACACGGUGGUCAUGGAGACCCAGCCUGGGCUCCCGUACAGCCAGGUCCGGGACGUGGUGUCCAAGAAGCUGGACCUGCUGCCGGAACACACUAAGCUGUGCUACCGGCCUCGGGAGGGCAACGAGCUGCUGCCCCUUUCGGAAGCGAGCAUGAAGGACGCCUGGGGCCAAGUGAAGAACUUCCGCCUGACUCUUUGGUGUGAGAACACAGUGGGUGACCAAGGCUUUCUAGAUGAAUCCAAGGAACACGAAAAAUGUGAUGCUAAUCAGACAACGGAACCUCAGUUUAAGGAAGGGAGCCAAGUGGUAGCACUCUUCAGCUACGAGGCUACCCAACCAGAGGACCUGGAAUUCCAGGAAGGGGACGUAAUCCAGGUUCUAUCAACAGUGAAUGAAGAAUGGCUGGAAGGGGAGUGUAAAGGUAGAGUUGGCAUCUUCCCCAAAGCCUUUGUUGAAGAGUGUGCAAUCACUGAUUUGGAGAACACUCCAAGAGGAGUGUAGGCUGUGUCACAACCUACCAAGAUGAAGAAAAAGAAGCCCUACUUGUUUGCAAGGUUUACCACACCUCUGAUAUACAUCAUAGUGAGACAUCACCGUUUCUAACUGUUCACUAACCUAAAUUUUCCAUUAAAGUCGAAUCUAAUUAUUAGACAAUGACAUGAAAUCUCAGGAAGAUUUCCUGAUGCAUGGAGUGGGGCAGUGGAAAGGUGUGUGGAAGGGGCACAAGGGGGUUCUCUAGGGUGUGACAAUAUGGUUUUGCUGAGUGCUGGGUACCCAGAUGUGUUCACUUUGUGAAAAUUGACUUAAUUGGUGCACUUAUCUGUAUGUGUGAUAUCUCAAUAAAAACUGUAUCACAGAAAUAAAACAAGACAUCCAGAGGUCCAAGAACUCAGUGGAAACAUUCUUCUUCCUGUACCAUUAAUAUCACAUACUGAGGCCUGACGCAAUCUCACAGGUUAUUCAGAAGGCAUAUACAGACAAAACUAACUUGUUCUUUUCUUACUGAAAGUUUCAUUGCUUAAACAGAACCUAGACUGAGUUAGGUUACCACAGAAUAUAACAUUCAAUUCCCUAGAGAAUUAAAAUACUAGAAUUUCAUCCCUUUAUGCCUUCUCAGAGGGAUAUUUUUAUUGAGUUCAAUAGUGAAUAUUUGCCAUUAAUACUUAAGUGAUGAAAAGAAACUGGGUUCAAGAAGUCAGCUGGUUAGUCGUAUACUGUUACUUUAUAGUAUUACCAUACUGAGAGAGAUCAUAGACUGUCACAGUUUUAUUUGGUUAUCAUUUGGGGUUAAUGUGGGUGAUGGAUUCUAUAAUAGUAGACCUUAUGACCUGGUCUUAAUUUUCCUCCACCCUUCUUCAUAUGGAGUUCUGUAUGGCUUUGCUAACAAAUUUUCAAGUGUGUAGGUGCUUGUGAAAAGCAGAGUUAGGAAAUGAGCUGUAGAGUGAAUCAGCACCUUAGGUGAAAGGACAGUCAGCGUGAGCCACGGUUCCAGCACUGUUGAAGGCAGGCCACCAACGGGAACUCUAAACACAACUGGAAGAGAAGUUACCCACCCCAAGGCCAAGAAUAGUAAUUACUGUUGAUGGUAACCGGAUUUAGUGAAUUUUAUAGGCCCAAAGGAUAAACUAUCUUGGAACUGACUCAUUAACAGCACAGGGAUAAAAAUAGUGGUUAUUAUGUAAUUCCUUUACAUAAGUCAAUUAUUCUUUCUUAAA